Molecule: messenger RNA, 6504 nt
Organism: Saprolegnia parasitica CBS 223.65
Lineage: Eukaryota; Oomycota; Saprolegniomycetes; Saprolegniales; Saprolegniaceae
Exons: 14
Coding region: 1-6504 (2167 amino acids)
Biological process (GO): microtubule-based movement
Molecular function (GO): ATP binding; microtubule binding; microtubule motor activity
Source: RefSeq, a predicted model, not a curated record
AUGGACGCGGGCAGCGACGAGGACAGUGCGUCGCCGUCAGUCAUCACGGCGGUGCGCGUCCGGCCCAUGUCGGACGACGAGCGCAAGGCUGGCUGUCGGCUCAUCGUCGCCAUGGACGGCAACGCGACGAUCGUGACCGACCCCGCCGGCUUGCAUGCGCGGGGGGCACCCGCGUCGCCGGCCCACGCCACGACGCUCUGGAAGCAGUCGUUCACGUACGACAAGAGCUACUGGUCGUACGACCCGUCGGACGUGACGUACGCGAGCCAAGCGCGACUGUACGAAGAGCUUGGCACGCACGUGCUACGGGAUGCGUGGCGCGGCUUCAACUGCUCGCUCUUCGCGUACGGUCAAACGGGCGCGGGCAAGUCGUUUAGCAUGAUGGGCAAAGCGAAAGGCAACAACAACCACUCGCACGCGAUGUCGUCGGCCCACGACGGCUUGAUCCCGCGGCUCUGCCACGGCCUCUUUGAGAAAAUCCAAGCAGUCCCCGACGAUGCGCGGUCGUACCUUGUCAAGAUGAGCUACGUCGAGAUCUACAACGAACGCGUCUACGACCUUCUCAACCGCUCCGACAAGGAUGCACUCAAGGUGCGCGAGCACCCCGACCGCGGCGCGUAUGUCGAGCACGUGAGCCACCACGUGGUGACGAGCUACCACGACAUUGAGUACCUCCUUGGCGAAGGUGCCAAGACGCGGCGAGUGGCCGCGACCGAAAUGAACCAAGUGUCGUCGCGGUCCCACGCGAUUCUAACCCUCUCGCUGCGGCGCGAGCUCAAGGAUGGACAGCGCGUCUCCAAGAUCUGCAUGGUCGACUUGGCGGGCAGUGAGCGCACCGAGCUCGCGCAAGGCACGCGGCUGCGCGAAGCAGCGUACAUCAACAAGUCGCUCUCCGCGCUCGGCGACGUCAUCCACGCCUUGGCCACCAACGUGCAGACACCGGGCACCUCGUUCGUGCAGUUCCGCAACUCGAUUUUGACGCGGCUGCUCAAAGACAGCCUCUGCGGCCAGUCCAAGCUCGUCAUGCUCGCCGCGAUUAGCCCGUGCUGCAUUCACUACGACGAGACCAUGAGCACGCUCAAGUACCUCGAGCGGGUCAAGGUCGCUUUGGCCCAUUCGUCGCCGCCGCUGAUGGAGCUCACACCAUGCGAGACCGACGCGAGUGUCAGCACCCAGCUGCGCCUCGAGAUUUUGGCCCUCCGAGGCCAACUGCGCGUCGCUCAGCAGCAGCCGCAUCGGUGUCGCGUCGAAGACAGCCUCGGGAACGAUGAAAUCUGUGACGACGACGCCGCGACGGAGCCAGAGACCACCGGGUGCCACCAUCUCGGUGUGGCCCACCUCGUCAAUUUGAACCAGGACCCUGCGUUUACCGAAACCAAAUUCUAUUGCAUUGAAGAAGGCGUCACGACCGUCGGGCGACAAGGCGACGGCGACGUCGUGCCCGACAUUGUAUUGGACGGACCCGACAUUUUGCCCUUGCACUGCGUCUUCCAUUGCAACGAAGACGGCGAUGUGAGCGUCAGGCCGGCCCUUCAUGCGUCCAUUUAUCUCAACGGCAAAGAUCUCAGCCAGACGUUCGACGCGUGCCACGUCCCGAACGGCUCGCGAGUGACCCUUGGCGCCCACCACGUCUUUCGCUUUGACCUCCCGCACGUGGCUCUGCCGAGCACGAGUCGCGUGGAUUGGAGCUUUGCCCACAACGAACUGCUGGAGACGCUCUUGCCCACGCGCAGCACACCACCCAGCGGCUCCUGUGACUUGGGAUCGACGGCACCACCCGACGUCUUACCAGCAACAACACGUGCGAGCCAAGACGUGGGCAUCAACUGCUGUCUACCGUCACCAUCCCAAGACGUCAUGGACGCGGCCCAGCAAACCGACACAUGGAGCGCGGUGGCGUGCGUCUCGAGUGCGUCGACGCAGACGGUCGAGGACGACACGAGUAUCAAGUUUAGCGAAAACGACAAGCUUGGCCUCGAGCGCCGAAUCGCCAAGCUCAAACUCGAACUCAAAAAGAAAGAGCGACAGCUCAAGGCAGCACCGGCCUCGAACAACCCGGUGACGAUGCUACCCGUCUUCGAGCCAGAAGCGCUGCCGCCGCCGAUAGCGCAGCCUACGACGCAACGAUCGACGAAAGCCUCUGGCGGUUGCGCCAACACUUGGCCUCGCUUCUCGACUUCGGGCUCGCGACGCGAAUGCCCUACGCAAGACGAUCCGGCGUGGCGCCAUGCCGUGCUCGUGGACCUCGAAACCCUCGUCGAGGCCGUUCCCAAGCCGAAACUUGACGCGCCGUUGGAUGCUAGCCUGCUGCGCAUUCGCAAUCAGCUGGCCGCCAACCUCGAGCUCACGCUUCCGCCGGCGACGGAGGACCCUUAUGUCGACCCGACGUGGCGAACACAGGUGCUCAGUGACAUUGAAGCCAUGGUACUUGCACCGCCGCUGCCCGUCACGAUUGCGCUGCCGCCGUGGCCAUCGAGUCAUGCAUCGUAUGCGCAUCUUCUCGAGAGCUAUGUGCACGCAAGCCAGCACGAGCUCUCGCAGCUCUCGCACGCGUCCUCGACACACUUGGGGUCGUACGCCAAGACGAUUGCGUCGCUCGAAGCAAAGUUCACGUCACUCUGCGUCGCGCUCAACACCAAGUGCCACCAAGAACAAGUGCACUUUCAGGCCCAAUUCCAAAGCACGAGCCUCGAGCUCGCGCGCCACGUCGAGCUGAAGCAAACGCAGCUCCAAGCCGCAUCCUUUGUCUCGGCGCAGCUCCUCGAGCAGCUCCAGACCUCGCUUCAAGCGCAGAUGGACAACGCUACGUCGCAGUACCAGCAACAGCACGAGGCGUGGACGAACGAGCUCCAAACGUUCACCAAGCAGCACUUUGACGCCAUGGCGAGUUGCGGCGCCGAGGCCGCCUUCGCCGACGAGCAAGCACGCAUGCAAGUGGCCGAGUGGGACACCAAGUGCCACCACCUCGUUGCCGAGACCGACGCGGUGCUCUCCGAGACGCGUGCGAUGCAUGCCAAGGAGCUCCGGGCAUUGCGCGAGAAGGCCGCAAUCGAGCUCCGAACCCUCGAGACGCGCCGCAUGCGCGAUGAAGAAGAGUGCAUGCAUGCCACCGAGGCGAUGCUGCGGGCGUUCGAGGUGACGAUGGCGACCCGCGCGCGCGAGCAAGCCGAGUGGGAGACGCAAAAGCAGGACGACCUCGCGGCGCUCCAGGCCGAACACGCGACUGCCAUGAGCUACCUCGAGGCGCAGCACACUAGCAUGUACAGCCAAGCGCGUGAGGCCCGCGAGCUCUACGGCAUGGCGCACGAAGAUGCGCGCGAGCGAUGGCUAGCGACCGCUGCGCAGCUCGAUCGCGCACUCGAGGCAGCGAAAGCGGUCCAUGCAGUCGAAAUGGCCGACGCCAAGGCCAAAGCGGCAAAGCAGCACGGCCUUCACUGCCAAAAGCUCGCCGAGGCCGCGGCGCACUUCGACGCCCGGCUGGCGGCGCUCGAUGCCACGGCCGUCGACGACUCGGUGGCGCAUGCGCGCUUCAUGAAGUCGCUGCGCGCGCGGCAAAUGGCCGAGGAGUCGCAGCUCGCAACGACGGUGCACACGUCGCGCGCGCUCCUCGCCGAGCAGCGCAGCCAGCUCGUUUGGAACGCCAAAGAGGUGCGUGACGCACACGCGUCGCUCCACGCCGAGCACCAGCACCGCGUUGACGAGAUGACGCGCUGCCACGCCAACAUUGUGCGAGACCUCGAAGCGGCGUUCCAAAUGCAAGAGGCCACGCGCGCCAACGAGCUCUUCACGCGAAGCCAGCAGUACGAGGCGGAGCUGGCCGCGCGCGCCCAGCUCGUGCGCGAAGGCCAAGCCAGCGCGAGCAUGCAGAUCGAAGAUGCGAUCGCGACGCAUGGGCGCAUCCUCGAGACAAUCGAAGCGGACUGGAAACGGUGGGUCGAGGCGCAGACGAGCGCGCCGGACGAUCCAUUGAUCGGCGUCGAUGAGCGCCACGCUGCGUACGUCGCUCAGCAAGGUCAGUGCGAUGCCGAGAUCAGCGCACUGCGCCAGCGCUGCAGCGAUGUCGAGCGCCUUGAAGUCGAGCGGCACAAGCACGUGAACGAAGAGCACAAGCUGCGGCUACUGGCAAUGGCGCAGACGCAAGAGGAACACAUGAGCCGGAACAUGAUGACGUGGCACGACGCCGAGAGCCGAACGAUGAACGAAGUUCAACGGCUGCAAGAUCGGUGCACCACGCAACUGGUGGCGAUUGAGAGAGAGCAUGCAGUGCAGCGCCGCCGGCUUGAGGAACUGCAAGACGAACGCCGGCAGCAGCAACAAGUGCAGCUCGGUCGUAUCCAAGCAAACAUGGAUGAAGUCGCGUUUGCCCACGCGCAGACGCUGCGGGACAUUGACGAGAGCCAUGAGCGGCAGCUGGAAGCGCUGCGCGCCGACGCUGCGUCGUCCGAAGAGGCGCGCAUGGAGGCGUUCGAGAGCCAGCGCCGGCGGCACGAGUGGGCGAUGCACCAAGUCGAGAACGCCGCGCAGGACGAGCACACGCGAUGCUUGACGAUGCUCACGGACCUCGCACGCGCGCACCGGGAAACGCUUCUAAGUGCACAGCAGGCGCUCAGUGCUCUCGACAACGACCACCGCGAGUGGGUGCGCGCGUUCGAGUGGCAAGCGAUGCAAGCGAGCUUGAACGCGCGCGAGGUCGAGUUCCAAGCGCGCGUCGCACAGCUGCGCCGUGUCUACGAAGACGACGAGAGGCUCCACGCGGACGAAGCCGCGAUGCUAUUGGUCGCAUGGACCGAGCGCCUCACGUGCGUGCACAUGGAAACCGAAGACGUCCGGUCGCGCUGCGUCGGCGAGAUGCGCACGUUGGCCAUUGCGCAUGCCGACGCGAUCGAGGCGCUGGAGCGCGACCACCAGCAUCGGGCAGAGGACUUUGCACGGGCGCGGGCCAUGGCGGCGCUAAAGCACCAAACGAGCCAGUGGACGGGCGACGCCGUCUCGCUCAACCAGCAAGCGUUUUACGACGAAGCGUGCGUCGCGCUGGACCGCAAGUGGGAAGCCGCCGUCACCGAGCACGACGCCCGCAUGAAAGCUUCGGCCAUCGCGCACGCCCAAGCCAUCGACGUUGCCCGGCUGCAGCACGAAGCCAAGCUCCUCGAGAUGCAGCACGUGGUGCGGGAUUUAUCAAGCGUCUUCGCGUCAGCCCUCGAUCGGUACAAGGUGCGCCUCGACGACAGGCUGGCGGAAGCGCGGCUGCGGUGCUCGUCCGAGGAAGCCUCGUGGCGAGAGAUGGUGCACGAUGAACGGUCGGCGACGCUGCACGCCGAGCUUGGUGCGCUCAAGCGAGCCGAAGAGACCGCUACGCAAGCGCACAGGACAACCAUGCAGGCGACGCAAGCACAGUGGAGCACUCACGUCCGAAACUUGGAAAUGGAAGUCGAAGACAUUGCGAGCUUCCACGAUCGGCUGUGUGCCAACGCCAAGGCAGCGUUCGACGACGCGAUCCGUCGCCUGGAGGCACGCCAAGCAAGCACGGAGACGCAGACGCUACGCGAGAAGGCUGAACUUGACGCCAUGGCGCUGGCCGAAGCCGAGGUCAUUGCCGAGCUCCAAGCAUCCAUGGUGGUCGCGUCGGCCGCGGCGAAUCGGGCGCGCCAAGCUGAGCUGCAAGAGGCGUACGCAGCCCAGUUGCGCGAGUUACUGCACUGGCGACAGCGCAGAGAGAACCUCGAGGCGACGUAUGCGGCCGAGAUGGACGAUCUCCAGAGCGCGUGCCUCCGACUGCUGCAGACAACCGACGUACAACCUGCGCGAUCCCACAUGACGUUUGCCCGACGAAAACUCGUGCAAGCGCGCGUCGGAAUCGCGCUGGCUCGCGAAGGCGACCAUCGGGCGAGCAAAGAGCACGAAACAAACUUGGCGGCCAUCACGGACCUCGCGAUUGAGUGCCGGAGCAACAUGGAGAUGGCGCUGGAAGACCCAGCCCGUGCGUUGUAUGAUGAUGACGAUCGCUUGGACGAGCUCGACGAGCUGGAGGAUGAGCCAGCCAAAGUGCACCCGCUGGAGCAGGCAGCGACGUUCGUCGAGGACGCGAAGGAAGCUGCACCCAGCUUGACGCCACUCGUGCUCGAUCCAAAGGCCUUGCCGGCACUCUGCUGUGUGCGUCCCGCGCUGUCGAGUAACGAGGCCGAGAUCCUGCAUACUCUGACUCUGCAGGGGAGUCUUAUGGAGCGCAUGGAGGCCGAGCGCCGGUCGUUCAAACUGCGUUGCGACGAGUACAGCCGUGGCAUGAGCAAACUCCAAGCAGCACUGCGGGCAAGUGAAGAGAUGGCGGCUGCUGCGGACGCAAAGGCGCGGAACGACGCCGAGACGAUUGCGCUGCUACAGGAGAAGGUCAAGCUCCUCGUCGUCGAGCUCCCGCCGUCCCCGACUGCCGUGCCCCUCGUGCUGCCGAAAGAAGCGACAGUCGAGAGCUCAAACAACACCACGCUGCUCCGUGGCUGGAAAUCAUAG